This is a messenger RNA of Acanthisitta chloris (rifleman), 2301 nucleotides long. RefSeq names its product NMDA receptor synaptonuclear signaling and neuronal migration factor (gene NSMF). Gene Ontology annotation, biological process: regulation of neuronal synaptic plasticity; positive regulation of neuron migration. Gene Ontology annotation, cellular component: cytoplasm; nucleus. The transcript has 15 exons. The record is from RefSeq and is a predicted model, not a curated record. The annotation marks the transcript as partial. NCBI's taxonomy places the organism in Eukaryota, Metazoa, Chordata, Aves, Passeriformes, Acanthisittidae.
AGCUGCAAGGGCUUUUGGAGAAUACCUUUCACAAAACCAUCCUGAAGGCAGGAACGGCUCAGAUCACCUGUUAGCAGACUCCUACAUCGGGCAGGAGGACUCCCCUGAGAUGCAGCAGGCGGCACAGAACAAGCGCAGACUCUCCGUCAUCUCCGACGGCAAGUUUGAGAGGAGCUUCUGCGAGGAGCAGACAGAGAAGAUCCCGAGUGAGGGACCAAAGCCACGAGUCUACACCAUCUCUGGAGAGAGACCAAUGCUGUCAGACCACGAGAAUGACAGCAUGGAACUGGUGGUGAUGAAGGGAGGUGGCCAGGACGAAUGCCACCACGGCCACCAGGGCCACGGUGCUGGUGGCCCUCACGGAGUGGGCAGGCAGUGCAAGGGCUGGCCAGGCAGCAGGCAGGGCUCCAAGGACUGCCCCACCUGCACCAGGCUGGCUGCCCCUUCCCAGCAGUCCAUUGAGCUGGAGCAGCAUCCACCCAACGAGGCUGGGUGGCACAGGAAAAGGCUGGAGAGGAUGUACAGUGUCGACCGAGUGUCUGAUGAUGUCCCCAUACGGACCUGGUUCCCAAAAGAGAACCUCUUCAGUUUUCACACUGCUACCACAACUAUGCAAGCCAUUUCGGCAUUCAGGGGCUACGCAGAGAGGAAGAGACGGAAACGAGAGAGUGAUUCUGCAGCUCUUAUCCAGAGGAAUUUUCGGAAGCACCUCCGCAUGGUGGGGAGCCGAAGGGUUAAAGCACAAACAUUUGCCGAACGGCGUGAGAGGAGCUUCAGCAGGUCCUGGAGUGACCCGACCCCCAUCAAAGCUGAUUCCUUCCAUGACUCUCGAGAAAGCCAUGACCUUCAGGAUUCCUGCGGCACUCUGGAAGGUGACUUCGACUUGAACUGGGAAGCAGAAAAGGAACUUGAAGCCAUGGCAUGUGAUGGAGAAGACUUUAUUCCACCAAAAAUAAUGCUCAUUUCUUCCAAGGUGCCCAAAGCAGAGUAUGUCCCGACAAUUAUUCGCAGGGACGACCCCUCUAUCAUCCCCAUCCUCUAUGACCAUGAACAUGCCACCUUUGACGAUAUCCUAGAGGAAAUAGAGAAGAAGCUUAACAUUUAUCGGAAAGGCUGCAAGAUCUGGAAGAUGCUGAUAUUUUGCCAGGGAGGUCCUGGGCACUUAUACUUGUUAAAGAACAAAGUUGCCACUUUCGCCAAAGUGGAGAAGGAGGAAGAUCUGAUCCUCUUCUGGAAGAGGUUGAGUAGGCUGAUGAGUAAAGUCAAUCCUGAACCAAAUAUCAUCCACAUCAUGGGCUGCUAUGUUCUUGGAAACCCCAAUGGGGAGAAGCUAUUUCAGAAUCUGAAAAACUUAAUGAAUCCUUAUAGGGUUGCCUUUGAGUCUCCACUUGAACUAUCAGCUCAAGGUAAGCAAAUGAUUGAGACUUACUUUGACUUCCGCCUUUACCGCCUGUGGAAGACCCGUCAGCACUCUAAGCUAUUGGAUUACGAUGACAUUUUAUGAGCUGGAGAAGACUUUGCGAGAGGAAGUUCAUCACCAGUGUCCAAGAAGUCAUGCUUAUUGCAGAGAGACUUUUUUAUUGGCACAGGGAGCCCUUCACAGCCCUACGGGAGGCAGCAGCAGUGCUAAAGGGAGGGAAGGAGGAGCCCUCGGAGAGUCUCCUGGCUCAAGAGAGACUGGAGGGAAAGGGGGUGACACCUCGCUGGCCUCAGCCCGAGCCGUGGGGUCUCAGGAGGAGCUGUGUGAAACGAGGACAGGAUGGAGUUCCUGGCAGAACUGAGCUGUUUUGGGUCAGAAUGGGCCAGAUUUGAUUCCAGGUCCUUUUAAAGACUUUUGAAGCUCAGGUUUUCUUACACAAAAACACAAAAAAAAAAACAAAAAAAGAAAAACAAAAAACCCUAUUACCCAUGCACUACAGUGAAGAAGUCACCAGAGCACAGAGGAAGGAGAGGGUUGUACUGAUGGGACCUUCUGUGCAGGGGAUCUCAGAGAGCAAGGACUGCUACACCUACUCCUGCAGCUUAGAGCAAGAUGAUCCAGUUCCCAUGUGAAUAUAUACUGGGCUAUAGAAUUGAAAUCUUAACUUCUCUCUUUUUUUUUUGGUUUUGUUUCAUAGAAAAUAAGUGCAAUUUUUAUAGCAAAGGGAGGUCAAAUCCCUCCCACUAUUUAAUGGGUUAAAAAAAUAACACACCAUAACUAAUAGAUGAGGUAUUUUGGGGGUCUGCUUGAAAAUAUAUUCAAAAUGGUAAUAUAUCUUCUGUAGACAAUAUUUAAUCACCAGCAAACAUGGUUUGAACAUA